AUGGAGAUAACACCAAAGAAAGAGGAUGAGAUGGUUUCAAACUCCGCCCCGGGUGCAAUUCUUCUACCACCAUCUCUUGAUAUACAAGGAAGUGGUUUGGUUGAUCGAAGCAUAGACUUCCAUAGUAAUAAUGUUGUUGUCCCACUAAUGGAUCAGUUUGAAAAUUACUCUAUGUUGUCUCUCCAUGGAUAUGAUAAUUAUUCUCCUCCAUGUGAUCCAUGCAUUAGUAGUCAGUUUCAUGGAUAUAAUAACCUUACUAUAGAUAGUCAUAACACAUUAAAUGAAAAUAUAUCUUCUUUUGAACCCAUAUAUGAUGGGUCAACUACAUAUGAACUCCCUUCAUUCCAAUGUAUACAUACUCGACAAUGUAAUUUGAACACACUUGCGUCCCGACUUCCUCCACACCAGUCUGUCGACACUCUGAUUCAAAUACCUCCAAUUGAAGAACCUAAUAAUUCAAUUAUGGUUUAUCCGGAUAAAGGUGGUUUCCUCAAUACAAGAUCAUUCCACAAUGGCUCAAAUGUCCAAGAGGGAAUAGAACAAAUGACCCAUGAUGAAGCAUUGAAAGACUCAAAUGUACAAGAGGGAAUAGAACAAACGACGCAUGAUGAAGCAUUCAAGAUUUCAACUUACACUAACAUUUGUGCAAAAUGGGAUAAAUUAGAUGGACUGAGGUACAACCUAUUAGACGAGUCUUUUGCAACAUUCCGGUGA
Messenger RNA from Cicer arietinum (chickpea), 714 nucleotides. Lineage: Eukaryota; Viridiplantae; Streptophyta; Magnoliopsida; Fabales; Fabaceae. The record is from RefSeq and is a predicted model, not a curated record.